AUGACCGUUCGGUUGUCGCUUCCAUCUUCAUCGUCGCGGUCAUCGUUGGCGCGCUCGUGGCGGCGACGGCCGGCCAGCACCACUGCGGCUCGAGCCCAACCGUUGCCUUUCGGGCUGGAGCAUCGUCUCUCUGCCAGCUUCCCCCCGCCGCCGACUGUCCAUCCAGAGGCAGCCCCGGGGCCCCCCGCGGCGGGCCAGCCCGCGAUGCUCUCCGCGGCGCGGCGGUGCGGCGGCGCCGCGGCCGCGGCGGCGGGGGCCCGCGGGAACGCUCGGCGCGCGCCCGCGGCGGCCGCCAGGGACUUCGCGUCCGAGGCGCCCCCGUCGGGUCAGCAGGCCAGCCCCUUCUCGGUGCUGGAGCAGCUGGGCCGCGAGACGACGCUGAGCAAGGCGCAGGAGGCCGCCCAGAAGGUCGGCGAGGUGGCCUCCUCGGGCAGCCCCGCGCCGCUGCUCCAGGAGCUGCAGGGCCUCGCGCAGGCGAACGCGGAGGCGCUCGGCCGGACCGCCGUCCCCAUCUGCUCCGCCGUGCUCAUUCUGAGCCGGUCGCCCGGGGCGCCGCUGAGCGAGGCGCAGCAGGAGAAGCUCGCCGAGGCCCUGCCCGCCCCCAUGAUGGACAUGCUGAACGACCUGGUGAAGGUGGUGCCCGAGGACCCCGUGGUGGAACAGCUGAAGCGCAUCGGCGACAAGCUCGACACCCUCGAGGCCAAGCUCGCCGCGGCGGCGCCGCCCGAGCCGGUGAAUCCGCUCAGGCUGCCCAACUUCGCCUUCGCGUGGCUAGACUUGAUCAGCAACCGCAUGUUCAUGCCGAAGCUGCUCAACAGGAAGGGGCCGCCCACUUCGCGGCUCAUGUUCCAGCGCCUGGUGGUGCAGCUGCUGUGCGCCGCCCGCCCCUCUCCCGCCGCCUCGCCUGCCUCGCCCGAGCAGCCCCCCGCCGCCUGCCUCGCGCGAGCGCCGGGCGGGCGGGGCGGCGCCCAGGGCGUAC
Molecule: messenger RNA, 979 nt
Organism: Prorocentrum cordatum
Lineage: Eukaryota; Dinophyceae; Prorocentrales; Prorocentraceae
Source: the annotation of a GenBank genome assembly